AUGUCCGAGCUCCGUUUCCUCCGGCGGAAUCUCCGCAUCCUCGUCCUAAACCCAAACUCAUCCACCAUCAUGACAGACGGAAUGGCCAACGCCAUCCGCCAAAUGUCACUACCAGACGCUGAUGUGUCACAAAAGUCAGUUGAGAUCUAUACCUACACAGCCCCUCCCCACUCCGCCCCAGACAGCAUCAACGACCAGGAGGGCAUCGACCGCAGCACGCAGGCCGUCCUCGAUGACCCCAAGAUCGAGGAGGAGCUUGAGUCGGAUAAGUACGACGGCGUCCUCGUUGCGUGCUUCAGCGUCCAUUGCCUGGUGUCAAAGUUGACUAGGUAUCGACAUCUUGCCGUGACGGGUAUUUUUGAAGCGAGUAUCCUCACGUCUCUUUCGCUCAUGGCUGCGCCGGACAAUGCAGGUAAAUGGGGAAUUGUCACUACUGGGAAGUGGUGGGAGGAUCACUUGUCGCAUGGUGUCAAGAACUUUCUUGGACAGCAGAAGGAUGGUGUGAAUAACAAGUUUGCUGGUGUUUUCUCGUCUGGGCUUACGGCGGGUGACUUUCAUACUGUUCCUCCGGAGAAGGUAAGGGAGAAGCUCAAGGAGGCCACUCGAAAGUUGCUCAAUGAGGGACAAGUGUCGGUUGUGCUCAUGGGAUGCGGUGGUAUGGCUGGUCUGGAGGAGAUCAUCCGAUCGACUGCUAUUGAGGAGUACGGCAAGGCUGACGGUAACCUUGUCUACAUUGUUGACGGAGUCAAGGCGGGCGUCAUGCAAUUGGAGCAGAUGAUCCGCAGCAAGAAGAUCUUCCGGUAA
Messenger RNA from Fusarium musae, 804 nucleotides. RefSeq lists its product as uncharacterized. Bases 1 to 804 code for a protein of 267 amino acids. The record is from RefSeq and is a predicted model, not a curated record. NCBI's taxonomy places the organism in Eukaryota, Fungi, Ascomycota, Sordariomycetes, Hypocreales, Nectriaceae. The transcript is spliced from 2 exons.